UCCCGCUUUUUUGCACAGCGCUUUCCCGUAUUGGCUUUGACGCCUCGAUUUCUCCCCCAAGCUCCAGCUCGGCUUUAUUAUCUUUCACAUAAGUGGAUAGAAGUGCCAUGUGGUUCUGUGUAUUAUCGAACGCUAGUCAGUCACAUAAAUAAUCGACGUAUUGAUUGAAUGGAAGACUAUUAAUAAGCGCUAAUUGUAAUAUGGAAAAGUUAAUGUAACGCUAUGAUCGUCGUUAGUUAAUAAUCUUCGUGAAUUCAUAAUUCGGUUGCAUUAUUUUGUAAUUUAAAUUCAAUCGAAGAUGUAUGAUAAAUUUUAAUUCCAUGACAUUUAAAGAGCAAUGUGAAGUUAGUCGGGAAUGCUGAUUCAAUGACCAUUGGAUAUAGAGUAGAAAAUUCAUUACACCUGCAAUAUUUGCCAGAAAUUCCCGGUUAUGUGCCAGUAUACAUUAGAUAUGGUGACCAGCCGUUAGAAGAUAUUAAUCCAGACUUGGCAGGGGCUUUCCACGAGACAUCAGGCAUUUUCAAUAGGAUUCGAGAAAUUACAUUGGACGGGCCUCCAUUGAAUGAAAUCUCCAAUAAGGUUUUGAGUGACAAAAGUGUUAUUUCAUUACAUUCUAAAGAAGAGAUCACACCUCACAAAACUAGCAAACUCCGAUCGAAUCAUUUCAUUUCAUUCGCACCACGUGAAAUAAGUAAUUUGUUGCAAAAAUCUAUAUCGUUAGAAUAGAACUUUGAUAUAACGAAGGUAAACAAU
Messenger RNA from Ceratosolen solmsi marchali, 753 nucleotides. RefSeq lists its product as uncharacterized. The coding region runs from base 367 to 726 and encodes 119 amino acids. The transcript is spliced from 3 exons. NCBI's taxonomy places the organism in Eukaryota, Metazoa, Arthropoda, Insecta, Hymenoptera, Agaonidae. The record is from RefSeq and is a predicted model, not a curated record.